Molecule: messenger RNA, 599 nt
Organism: Spodoptera exigua (beet armyworm)
Lineage: Eukaryota; Metazoa; Arthropoda; Insecta; Lepidoptera; Noctuidae
Source: the annotation of a GenBank genome assembly
AUGAACAAACUUAAACAAGAAACGGACGACAAGGCACAGUUGAAAAAAAGAAAGAAGAAGAAGCAUAACGUAAAUAAGCAAAAGAGAAACUAUGAGUCAGGUCGUGUAUCGUCGGGACUAGUUGCGGCCCUAAAAGCGCUUCGCCUUGACGGCAAAUCGAAGGCAAAGGCCAAGACUAAGAAGAAGAAAUCUAAGAAAUCCAAGCCAAAGGCCGUGGUACCGGAUGAUGUAGCGAGUACAUCAGAUCAGCCGACUUCGCAAAAAACUCACGACCACUACAGUAAUCUAGAAAUCGCGAUGUCUCAAGCUGAUAGAAGAAGGCAAAUGGAGAUAUUCAAGAAUCUACUCUCACGCGGUUUCAACCGCUGCUCAGCUCCUACAGAUCUUAGCGUGAUGUUUAUAGCCUAUAGCACUCAGGAAUAUUGAAGCUAUCUACCCGUGAAAGAAUUUUGGAAAUUCGACCAGCGGGUCCAAAUAUUACCCCCUACAUACAAACUUACAAAUUUUACGUCUUUAUAAUAUUGUAUAGAUCAAUUAUAUUUUACGUUACUAAUAGUAUUUGAGACUUUAUGUUAAUGGCGUGGAUUAAUAAAUAUAAG